ACUGCACUCAGAGGGGCAGGCACCUGCAGGUCUGGAUUCUCCGUCCCCAAGGAGACCCCAGCAUGUGGGGAUACCUGUCCCUGCUGCCUGCCUUCCUGGCAUUCUGGGCUACUGCUGGCAUCUGGACCGUUUUUUCGCUUGCUGUGGCCAACAAGGCUGUGAACCUCACGGAAGGCUUCCCCUAUAUCAGUCGAUGUGGAAAUAGCCCCCCUCAGAGCUGCAUCUUCAGCCAGGUGCUCAACUUGGGAGCUGCUUUGGCCGCCUGGACCUGCAUUCUCCGUUACCAGCAGCUUCGGGACUGGGGGGUCGGAAAGUGGCCUAACCAGCUGAUCCUGUGGACGGGGCUCCUCUGCGCCCUGGGCACCUCCAUAGUGGGCAAUUUUCAGGAAAAGAACCAGCGGGCCACGCACCUGACGGGGGCCUUCUUCGCCUUCUUCGUGGGAAUAUUCUACUUCUGGCUGCAGCUCCUUCUCUUCUGGAGGGUGAAGAGCCUGCCCCAGCCUGGGGCUCCCUGGAUCGGGCCACUCCGUCUGGUCCUCUGCAGCAUUUGCACCAUCCUCACGGUGGCCAUGGUCGUCCUGCACACCUGGUCACUGCGCUCAGCCUCUGCCGCCUGUGAGUGGGUCGUCGCCAUGCUGCUGUUCACCCUCUUUGGCCUCUUUGCGGUGGACUUCUCCGGCCUGGACGGCUGCACCCUGUGCCUCCAGCCGGGCCCUGGCAGCCCGAGCCCCCCGCCGGCCUCCCCCAUCGCCCUGAAGGUCCAGCUCUGAACGCCUGGUCAGCGUGGCAUCUUCACACCUCCUGUCCCUGCCAUCUGGUUCCGCCCCUGCAACCAGGGCCACCCAGGAAGCGAGAGGCCAAGGCCAGCCAGCCAUCCCUGAUCAAGGAUAUUUAUUAUUAUUAAUUUUUUUUUUUUUUUGCCGCUGGCGGAAUCAGAGACACGGACGCAGGCAGGAUCACGCGAAAUCAGAAUUCCUUCCGGAGAGCAAAUCCGUACAGAAGGUCG
This is a messenger RNA of Balaenoptera ricei (Rice's whale), 1006 nucleotides long. RefSeq names its product transmembrane protein 150B (gene TMEM150B). The transcript is spliced from 7 exons. Bases 63 to 770 code for a protein of 235 amino acids. The record is from RefSeq and is a predicted model, not a curated record. Lineage: Eukaryota; Metazoa; Chordata; Mammalia; Artiodactyla; Balaenopteridae.